Fusarium vanettenii 77-13-4 is the source of this 2151-nucleotide messenger RNA. RefSeq lists its product as uncharacterized. Gene Ontology annotation, molecular function: DNA binding; DNA-binding transcription factor activity, RNA polymerase II-specific; zinc ion binding. Lineage: Eukaryota; Fungi; Ascomycota; Sordariomycetes; Hypocreales; Nectriaceae. The transcript has 8 exons. The record is from RefSeq and is a predicted model, not a curated record. Gene Ontology annotation, biological process: DNA-templated transcription; regulation of DNA-templated transcription. The annotation marks the transcript as partial.
CUCAGUUGUCAAACAUGCCGCUCCAAAAAGGUUAAAUGCUCUGGCACCGCGCCUUGUCAGUACUGUUCGAAGCGAGGACUGUCAUGUUCGAUUAGUCCACUUGGUCCGCGGCGGAUAUACUCGGUGACCAAGAUUGCUGAACUCGAAAGCCGGCUUGCGAGAUAUGAAAGCGAGGGCACAGAGCCGCUCCCUGCUGAUGGAACGAGACCUAGGUCAGAGUCUUCGGGUCUGCUCAAUCCUGGAUCACCAACACCUGGACUGAGCCUAGGAAGCCCUGUAUUAGACGCAGACGUGCCAAUGGCCCAUGGUCAAUCAACCACUCCAAGGAGCACGACGUCACAAAUGCCCAGUACUUCAAAUGAACAACACAGUAUUCCAGAGACACAGACACCAAGGCCAAACCUUGAGCCCAGAUCCCAAUAUCACGCCCCAACCAUCGCUGCCGAGUCGUCCUUAAGUUCUAGUAAUGAAUUCGGCAGAAAGGUUCAUGAAGUACUGACCAACUCCGGUCCAUCAAGUGCCAGAACAAUCCCCAUAUCCCCAAAUCCUGUACAGCCUACGAUGAAUCAUCCAUCACCUUUCAGAGCUUCUACUCAAGCUAUUCCACAACUACCCAGUGAAGAAGAAGCUUUUCAACUCCUCGAGACCGUUGGUUUCUAUAUUGGACAAACGCAGUGUCAUUAUGACCUUCGAGGCCUCACUGAUCGUAUUGGGUGGCUGUACGAGAACAUGGAUGAUCCUCAGACUCAUGAACUAUGGUAUAUGCAGGUUCUUCUUGUUCUGGCCGUUGGGCAAAUCUUCAAGGCCGAUAGCCGAGAAGAGGAGAACUUGCCGGGAACGACAUUUUUCGAGUUCGUCGAGCGAAACUUGCCUACAGCAAGUGCCCAGUACAGACUUGGGAGGUUGGCAGUUGAGGUCAAUGCCCUCAUGGCCAUGUACCUUCAAAUGGCAAACCGUAAGGAGGAGGCCUAUCUUUAUAUAAACACUGCUCUCCGACUAGCUAUUUUACAUGGCUAUCAUCAGAAGGACUCUGAACGGAACCUUUUGAGGUCAGAGAAAGCACAGAUCAACCGGCUAUGGUGGACAAUAUACAUGCAAGAGAGACGCCUAGCCGCAGCAAAUGGAAAGCCGUCAGGCAUCAUCGACAGCGCCAUAAGCAUGCCUCUACCUUUUGAAGCCCCUGGAUUUCCAACUGGCGCUGCUAUUCGCACAAACAUCAAGAUUGCACAGGUGACUGGGCAGGUGAUAACAAUAUUGUAUGGUACCAAGUUCAAGAUAGAGCAAGAUUUCGUCUCCCAUGCUCAGCCGAUCAUCAAGAGCUUGGCCGAUAUCGCAAAAGAGAUCCCAUCAGAGCAAUCCCUGAGUCUUUGCGGAAACUCGGAACUGGCACUCAGGACAUCUGCAUCAUUGCAUCUCAUGCUCUACCAGGCAACGCUGUUAACUAUUCGACCUCUUAUGCUUCACACCGCACAACUGAUCUUGAGCGGCCAACCCUGCAACGAACUCGAGGGUGGUUCACUCGACACACUUUCCAAGACCUGCUCAGAGGCUGCGAGGCGACUUCUGGAGGUUAUAAUUGCUCUAAAGAGAAAGGGGAUACUUCCAAUAUUCGGCUUCUUUGACUGCGACGCCGUCUUCUCGGCAGCUUUCAUCAUGCUUCUCACCAUGAUCUUUGAUUCAGCUUGUGAGCCAAGCCAGAGACUUAACCCUACUCCGGGCCUAAAAGACGCAAUGGACAUAUUGCAUUACAUGGCUGAACAUGGCAACACCUUUGCGAGACAGAGGUUUCAAGAAGUCCAAAGCGUGCGAGAUCAUCUCUCGGCUGCGUUGAACUCUCUUGAGGCCAACACACCCACAUCAACCAAUCAAACAACGACGGUAUCAAAUUCAGAGCACCAAGGAUCUGGCACAAGCGCUGUUCACAGUGCUCACCCCCCACAUGAAGAUCCUCCUUGGUAUCCCCCUGUAUGGGACGUGUCAGAUCAAUGGCUUCACUCUGUCGAUUUAAAUGGGGAGCUCAAAGAUUUGCCUCUGGGAGACUCAUUCGACCAAUAUCAGUCCCUACUUAAUGAUCCAGACUGGAGUUUGACGGGACAAGACGUGGGAGAUUUUGCAGAACUAAGAAGAUAUAUACAAAGAUUAAACUCGUAA